AACAGAAGGUAUAAAUGGGUGCGACAGGUGUUGCUGCCGAAUCAUUCAAAUUUUCCAUGCGAACAAUGAGUCUGUGCUUUCUUCUACUAGUCCUCGUGAUAACAGUGAGUGCCUGGCCCAUUGAGGAUCUGUCAUUGCGCGUGAGCGGCGGCAAUGGCUGGUAUGUGCCCCAGAAGGACGGUGCCCUCCGGUGGGUGAGCAGAGCAGAGGGCGAGCGAGAUUUGGCCCACUACGAGGCCCAGGAAACGAUCAUGGGUCGCCUGUCCACGAACACGGUCAAUUUCUAUCUGUAUACGCUGCGGAACACCAACACGGGGCAACAGAUCAAGGCGAACCGUGACUCCAUUGAUGCAUCCAACUUUAAUCCCGAGAACCCCACGAGGAUCACCAUUCACGGUUGGAACUCAAACUAUAAGGAUGGUGUAAACACGAAGAUUGCCGCCGCCUGGUUCCUGUCUGGAGACUAUAAUAUGAUUGCCGUCGAUUGGGUUCGCGGUCGCUCCCUGGAGUACGCUUCUUCCGUUUCUGCUGCCUCCGGAGCCGGCAAAAAGAUCGCUGCUCUGGUCGAUUUCCUGGUAAACGAAUAUGGCAUGUCCCUGGACACCCUCGAAGUGGUGGGCUUCAGUCUGGGCGCCCACGUGGCCGGUCACACCGCCAAGCAGGUCGACUCCGGAGAGGUCGGAAAGGUUGUCGGUCUUGACCCUGCCAUGCCUCUAAUCAGCUACAGCAACACAGCGAAACGUCUCGCCAGCGAUGAUGCCCGUUACGUGGAGUCCAUCCAUACCGCCGGCGGCACCAUGGGAUUCACCAAGCCCAUCGGCAAGGCUGCCUUCUACGUCAACGGCGGAAAGUCCCAGCCCGGCUGCGGCAUUGACAUAACCGGAAGCUGUGCCCACACCCGCGCCGUCACCUACUACGUCGAGUCCCUACAGUUUAACAACUUCCCCACCCAGCGGUGCGACACGUACAAGGAGGCCAACAAGAAAGCCUGCGGCGACAAGUACAGCUCCGUGCUGAUGGGUGCCUCAGUGAACAUUUUUGUGGCCGAGGGCAUCUUCUAUGUCCCAGUGAACAACCAGUCCCCCUUCGGUCUGGGCGAGCCGCUUGACGACUCGGAAGGCUCCACAACUGUGGCUCCUGACACUCCUACAACUGCCGCUGAUGAUGCCACAACCGCCGAUGGAGAAGAUGAUUCGACCACUGCUGCACCUGAAGAAGGUUCCACCACUCCAGCACCUGGUGGCGAAGAUGAUUCUACCACAGCUGCACCUGAAGAUGGAGGUGAUGACUCUACAACUGCUGCCCCAGAAGAUGGAGGCGAUGAUUCUACCACCGCAGCUCCUGAGGAUGGAGAAGACAAUGACUCUACCACAGCUGAGCCUGAAGAUGGGGAAGAUGACUCCACAACUGCUGCCCCGGAGGAUGGAGGCGAUGAUUCUACCACUUCUGCCCCAGAAGAUGGAGAAGAUGAUUCUACCACCGCAGCUCCAGAAGAUGGAGGUGAUGACUCGACCACUGCCUCACCUGAAGAAGAUUCAACCACUGAUGCACCUGAAGAAGAUUCCACCACUUCUGCCCCAGAAGAUGGAGAAGAUGAUUCUACCACCGCAGCUCCAGAAGAUGGAGGUGAUGACUCGACCACUGCCUCACCUGAAGAAGAUUCAACCACUGAUGCACCUGAAGAAGAUUCCACCACAGCUGCCCCAGAAAAUGGAGAAGGUGAUUCUACCACCGCAGCUCCUGAGGAUGGAGGUGAUGACUCCACCACUGCCUCACCUGAAGAAGAUUCCACCACUGAUGCCCCAGAGGAAGAUUCCACCACAGCUGCCCCGGAGGAUGGAGGAGAUGAUACAACCACAGCCGCUACCCCAGAAGAUCCUACCACAACAACUGAAGCCCCAGAAGAUCCCAACACCCCAAUAACCGAUGCCCCUGGAGAGCGACCAUCAACCGAUGCCCCCGAAGACAAUGAUGUCCCGGGCAGCACCAAGAACAUCUACAUUUUUAACUUGUUCCUGAUAAACGUUAAAGUCAACAAAAGCUAGACCUUUCUUAACCAAAUGCCCAGAACCGAGGGCGUGUUUCAUUAACUAAUAAAUUCAAAGCAAUAUCGCA
Drosophila miranda is the source of this 2115-nucleotide messenger RNA. Its product is annotated as polysialoglycoprotein. NCBI's taxonomy places the organism in Eukaryota, Metazoa, Arthropoda, Insecta, Diptera, Drosophilidae. The coding region runs from base 15 to 2045 and encodes 676 amino acids. The transcript is spliced from 3 exons. Gene Ontology annotation, biological process: lipid metabolic process. Gene Ontology annotation, molecular function: lipase activity. The record is from RefSeq and is a predicted model, not a curated record.